Spea bombifrons (plains spadefoot toad) is the source of this 2548-nucleotide messenger RNA. RefSeq names its product phosphatase and actin regulator 3 (gene PHACTR3). Lineage: Eukaryota; Metazoa; Chordata; Amphibia; Anura; Pelobatidae. The record is from RefSeq and is a predicted model, not a curated record. The coding region runs from base 719 to 1927 and encodes 402 amino acids. Gene Ontology annotation, biological process: actin cytoskeleton organization. Gene Ontology annotation, molecular function: actin binding. The transcript has 10 exons.
CCCCGAUUAAUAAAUAUGUUGCUGUGAAUUUGGAUUAAGCCAGGGAGGAAAGACGCUACAUAUUGAUAUGAGAAGUUAGGGUCUGGAUUUGGAGGUUGUUACUGGUAUUUGGACAGAAGGUGGCAAUAUAUUCCAUUAGGGAGGCUCUAUUUCUCUGCGUUAUUAAUAGAAUUUAUAUGGAGUAGAAGGUUCCUUGAGGAGGGACUGAUGACAGAAGCCUCAGGUUACACCGUACGUGGGAUAUGACCCCCAAAAAAUAAUUUUACCCUCUCAUAGUGACGGGGAGAUACUCACUCAGAUGACUGGUAUUGUGCAGUACCGGGUAUGGACAGUAGGGGCUCCUCUCGCUCUCUGUGUAUACCACGGAGUUCAUUGAACUGGCUUAGACAUCGCAAGGUGGAAAUUCUAAAAUUCUAAAGUUCUAAAUUAUAGAAUUUUAAAAUAUUAAAAAUGUGGGUGUUGAAAGUUCUGGGAAUGCUCUUCUUUUGCGGUCGUUACGCGUUAAAUUUAAUGGCUGACCGUGGUUUAAAGCUGUGAUGUUUCAGACACAGAAUCCAAAGCAUGUCCACCCGAUGAUGACACAAGACAGGACAACAGUGACCUUUCAUCCCCAGAGAGUUCGGCUUUUACCUCUGAGGAGAACCUGCAAGAAAUCUCUGCCGCGGCCACACUGAAUGUUAGCUCUGUUGGCGAGGACCAGCACUCUGAGCAGACUGAGAUGGAACCAGGCAGAGUUAAUUCCACGUCUGAUGAUGACCUCAAAGAGUCCAGCCUUGCCUCGGUCGAGAGGACCUUACAAGCCUUAUUGCUUACUGAACCUGUGGACUCCCCGCCGCUGGAGAGACACGCGUCAGAAAUAUCCAGCCCUCCUCUGCUUCCAACACCUCAGCCAAAGGGAAACUCUUGGGUUAACCAGUGUGUGACAGGUGCAGAAAUAGAGGAGUUCCCCAUUAAGUCUCCUCCCUCGACCAUUCUGAAGAAUUCUACCACUCUUGGUUCAUCUCAUAUCUCAGGACACACCAAUAUCUUCCAUGCCCAGAAGGUGACGGAACCCCAUGGGCAAGUGGGCAGAGGGCAGCACCAAGCCAGCCCAUCGGGCUCACCACGCCUGACUGCCCUACACAUGCCUUCCAGCAGAGUCAUCGAAGAACUCCACCGAGCAUUAGCUACAAAGCAUCGCCAGGACAGCUUUCAAGGCCGGGAAAUAAAAGCUUCGCCCAAGAAGAGAGUGGACUUCCGAACCUCUAGGCCAUCCAGCAUGGACAAGUGCAGAGACACCAUUAUUUCUCAUGAUGAAGAUGCAGAGAACAAGUGCGGGUCAGUGAAGGAGGCAGAUGAAAAUAAGGAAAACCUGAUGAGAGAUUCUGAUGACAUGAUGCUUUAUCAGGACGAAGAUGCUUUGAACAGCUCCAUCAUUUCUGGGACUUUGCCGAGAAAAUGUAAAAAAGAAAUUCUGGCUGUGAAACUGAGGAACAGACCCAGCAAACAGGAGCUGGAAGACAGGAACAUCUUCCCACAGAGGACGGACGAGGAGAGACAGGAGAUCCGACAACAGAUUGAAAUUAAACUGUCAAAGCGACUGAGCCAAAGACCUGCCGUGGAAGAGCUGGAAAGAAGGAAUAUUCUGAAACAAAGAAACGACCAGACGGAACAAGAAGAACGACGUGAGAUAAAGCAAAGGCUAACGAGAAAGCUGAAUCAGAGACCGACUGUAGAUGAACUGCGAGAAAGGAAAAUCCUGAUACGGUUCAGCGAUUACGUGGAGGUGGCGAAAGCGCAGGAUUACGACAGGAGGGCAGACAAGCCGUGGACGAGACUAUCUGCGGCAGACAAGGCCGCUAUUCGAAAGGAACUUAAUGAAUAUAAAAGCAAUGAGAUGGAAGUUCAUGCGUCGAGCAAACACUUGACCAGAUAUCACAGACCGUAGGAGUUUCCUUGUGGGAAAGAGAGUUCUACUUUUCGGUAAAGCUGCUGACCACGUUCCGCUAGGAUCAGUGACGCGCAGUCUCGAAGUUCAGCGCAUGGCGCUCUGAUAUUUACGCAGAGAGCGGUUUUGGCGACGCAGAAGAAUCGUCUGCGAUAGGGGGCCGGGACUCGCGAUGAGUCCGCCGCGUAUGUCUGGGGACUGAUCAGCCCCACAUGGGGGAGUACAAAAAAAAAAUAAAAAAUCAUAACUAAAAAAACAAUAAAAACAGCUCAAGGAUACACACGCAAAAUGAACUGGGUGUUGUUGACAGAGACUGGAAGGACACUGCGGUGCGAAGCUGGAUUGCAGCGAGAUGCUGCGCAUGUUUCGGCUUCACUACGGCAAAAGCAUACCGGAUAUCCGGCCAGCACUCCAUACGGUAUUACGUUGACAUGUCAGCCUGAUCACGGUUUCUUUGUAACUCUUAAAGUUAAUGCCUCGGCAAAAUAUUUUCAUGUUUUAUAUUUUGUUCCUUUUUUUUUAUGAUGUCUUUCAAAAAAAAAAAAAACCUGACAGAUUACCAGCUACAGCAUUUUUCCUGUUGAGUUUAUCUUAUUAAAAAACAUGAAAAAGUUGCUGCAA